Fonsecaea multimorphosa CBS 102226 is the source of this 927-nucleotide messenger RNA. RefSeq lists its product as uncharacterized. Lineage: Eukaryota; Fungi; Ascomycota; Eurotiomycetes; Chaetothyriales; Herpotrichiellaceae. Gene Ontology annotation, molecular function: oxidoreductase activity. The record is from RefSeq and is a predicted model, not a curated record. Bases 1 to 927 code for a protein of 308 amino acids. The transcript has a single exon.
AUGCGUGCCAUCACAGUUUCUUCCUGGGGCUCUGCCCCUCAAUUCACCUCAUCCCAUCCUGAUCCUGCACCUUCGUCCGCCGAUACUGUCACUCUCAAGAUCCUCGCGAGUGGCCUUCAUCAACUCGUCCGUGGUCAAGCCGCAGGCACCCAUUACAGUGUCAAAAACGUAGCCACCCCUUACAUCCCAGGUGUCGACGGCGUCGGCGAGACCCCCGAUGGUCAACGCGUGUAUUUCAACAGCAUCGCAACCGGCGGCGGGUUUGCCGAAUACAUCACUGUGCCGAAGGUCGCUGUAUCGCCACUUCCUGAAGGUGCAGACCCCGUUGCGAUCGCUGGACUGAUGAAUCCGGGCAUGUCGAGCUGGAUGGCGUUUGCCGCUCGUGUCGACCCACCAUUGCCAAAGGGCUUCACGGUCGUCAUCGUCGGGGUCACGGCGAUCAGUGCCAAAGUGGCGGUACACUUUGCGCGGAGCAAAGGUGCUGGCAAGAUCAUUGGUGUGGCCAGGAAUGCAAAGGAGAUGGCUUCGAUUGCCGAUCUGGACGAACGUAUCGUCCUGGCCAACGACCCCAGUCAAACGGAUUUCUCAUCCCUGACCGACGUCGACUUGAUCCUGGACUAUCUCUAUGGUCCCGCGGUUGCCACCCUUUUCGCCCAACUCAAAUCCACCGUCCCCACGCAGUUUGUCCAAAUUGGCACUGUUGCCGGCGACGAGAUCGCACUGCCUGGCGCGAUCUUGCGGAGUAAGAAUCUCACUCUUCGCGGGGCGGGCCCGGGCUCGUGGGCGCUGCCGCAUUACGAGAAGGAGGUGCCGUCGUUGCUUGCAGCUGUGGCCGCGUUGCCCGACAUGGGCUUGAAGGUGAGGAAACUGGAGGAAGCAGACGCGGCGUGGGCGGCCAAGAAGGAGAGGACUGUGUUUGUGCCGUGA